UGUGAGCUGUAAGGUCUUAUAUAGACAGGUGUGUGCCUUUCCUAAUCAAGUCCAAUCAGUUUAAUUAAACACAGCUGGACUCCAAUGAAGGAGUAGAACCAUCUCAAGGAGGAUCAGAAGAAAUGGACAGCAUGUCUGUAAAGCUUUCCUGGGACAUGAAUCAGUGACCUUACAUGCACAGGUUAAUCAGAAAAAGCAAUAGUCAGUUCCUGGUGAAGAGAAAAAACAAUAUUGAUGAAUCAUUGUAGUGAAUACACGCAAAAUGAAUUUGAUGCAACAAUGAUUCACACUCCUUGGCAAUGACUCAAUAAUGACUCCUUAAAAAAACCAUAAAAGAAAUAGGGGAUCUUGGGCUCCUCCUCCUCCUCCAAUACUUUAUGGAGAGAAAACUUCUACAGCAGCAUGAGACACGUCCAGGAAGGAAUUUACACACACAUAUAUAUAUACACAUACAUGCAAGAGAGUUUAUCUAGGACUUUUCCUUCUGCAGUGAUUCAAAGUGGAUACAUGUAAUAUAUAUGAGGAUAGCUUUAAAAGGAUAAAACAUUUUUUUUUUUUAGCUGCAAGCUACUCUUUUGGAGAAUUUCUCCCUGAAAUAAGAUGCAGGGGAUGGAUGCCGGGAUGAAUGUGCUCCCCAUAGAGCACGGGGAGGCAUGUGCGCCUCUCCUUCAGGGACUGUGGGAGUCAGUGAGGUCGGAGCAGCAGGAGAUCCUGCUCUCCCCUUACCUGCCUGCGUCCUUCGCCUUCCUCACACAUGUCCUGCUCUGCGCACCUUUCCUGGUGCUGGACGCGCUGGGGAGCGUCUGUCAGCGGGUCCAUUCGUGGAGGAUCUCUGCGGGCUCGGGUCAUCCGCCGUCCCUCCGAUGCUGGUUGAACUGUUUUUGGAGGGUGUUGUACGGAUACCUGACCUGCAUCCUCCCGGCCACCGCGCUGUUUCACUGGCUGAGGAGCCCCGCGUUGCCGCAGAUGGCUCCAUCCUGCUGGCAGCUCUUCGUGGAAGUCUUCGCAUGUUUGCUGCUGUUUGACACGCUGUUCUUCAUAUUGCACGUCACCAUGCACUGGGUGCCCUGGCUCUAUCGUAACACCCACCAGCUGCACCACCAGCACCACACACCUUUCGCUCUGGCGGCUCAGGACAGCGGCUCUCUGGAGCUUCUGUCUCUGCUGCUGCUGGCUCUGAGCAGCGCCUGGGUGGUGGGCUGCCACCCUCUGAGCGAAGCCUUCUUCCACCUCAUCAACAGCUGGCUGGCGGUGGAGGACCACUGUGGCUACGAUCUGCCCUGGGCUCUGCACAGACUGCUGCCCUGUCUGGGAGGAGCCCCCCACCACCAGGCCCACCAUACUCUCUACAGUGUCAACUACGCCCCCUACUUCAUCCACUGGGAUGUCCUUUUCGGCACAUACCGUGCACCAGUGCAGAAAUCACGUCCAAAGUGACAAAACUGUUGCAGGUAUCAAACUGAGGAUUGCAAAUCUGCCAAGAUGCAAUGAAGGAUAUAUUUUUGCAUAUUUUGAUGAUUAAAAUCUGUAUAAUUAGCUAAGAAGACAAAAUUCUCAAUGUUUAUUUGUCAAUGAUCUCAGAACUUCAUGGACAAACAUCCUGUUCAAGUGGAGUAUUUACAAUGUGAAGACCUCAUAUCUACAGCUGUUCUGUAUCAGGCAGCACGAGAUGGGGAGAGAGCGGAGAAGACACAAUAAAGAAAGACAAUGGAACAAUGAACAAAUGUAUAGCUGAUGUUGCCUCGUGAGUGGGUGUUUUUGGAUGGAUGCAUGCUUUCAUUUUGUAAAGUAGAUAUAAAGCAAAUAAUGCAUGAAAGAUCAUAUGUAAAUGUGUAAAGAGAAAAUCACAAAUCUGAGUAAAUGUUUGCUGUUGGUCAGUCAUGCACGGUCACUUUACAAACUGAUAAAAGGAGAAAGAAGUUGGGUGCCACUCUUAAGUUGGUACAGUACAAUUGGAAGUAACAACCAGCAGCCAGUCAGCUUAGCUUAGCACUAAGACUGUGAAUGAUAAAACAGCUAGCCGGCCUCAGCGGGAGGUCAAGAAAUUGUCCGGCACGUAACAAACCGUAACAGCAGACAGAUUAAACAAUCAAGGUGAGGUUAAGGUCCUGGUACAUUGAUCUUUUCCCCCUAGUUUCCAGGCUUUAUGCUAAGCUAUAAGCAAAACUGGCUGCUGAUUAACAUUUACCAUUCAUACAUCUUCUAACCUGGCAGGAAAGCAAAUAUAUUGUAUUUCCCAAAAUGUAUUUUAAUACCAAUAGAUAAUUUGAUAUCUUAGCCCAAAGGUGUUGUAUAAUUUGUAAAAUAUUUCUUGAUGAGUAUGUAUUGUAAAGAUUCUGUUCACCAACGGUUGACUAAUCAUAUAAAAGCAGGACACAUGU
Molecule: messenger RNA, 2381 nt
Organism: Anoplopoma fimbria (sablefish)
Lineage: Eukaryota; Metazoa; Chordata; Actinopteri; Perciformes; Anoplopomatidae
Gene: ch25hl3
Product: cholesterol 25-hydroxylase like 3
Exons: 3
Coding region: 601-1437 (278 amino acids)
Biological process (GO): sterol biosynthetic process; cholesterol metabolic process
Molecular function (GO): C-4 methylsterol oxidase activity; steroid hydroxylase activity; iron ion binding
Source: RefSeq, a predicted model, not a curated record